GAAGGGCGGCUGACAGCGGUUUGGUGCUCCGUUUAGACCUCAUUCUGAGAGAAGGGAGCUUGGGGUUGCUGUUUGUAAAGGGAGAAACGCGGAGAGAGAGGAGGGCCUACAGCUAUUGUUCAUGUCUCUCCAGGAACAAAGGGCUGUUCAGGGCUCCUUUGCCUCCCUAUACUUCAGGCUUUCGCUCGAAGACAAGGCCUUGUAACAUAGCCAGCUCAACAUUAUAGACAGCGAACAGGAUCGCCGCCUCUCAGUUUUCGCUGGACGAUCCCCGUUAUUUUUCGAAUAAGGAAAUUGAUCGUUGAAAUACUGCCACCACUGUGCGGUGAAGAUCAGGGAAACGGUUAGCGACCACUGGAGCGCUGAUCUCUCAUAAACAUCAAUUUCUUGCAGGAGCUCUGUGCAGGCUGUUCCUCUAAGUCAUUCAAGCUGUACUCUCCAAAGGAGCCCCCAAACGGCAGCGCCUUUCCCCCCUUCCAUCCGGGCACUAUGCUGGACAGAGAUGUGGGACCGACACCAAUGUACCCCCCCACAUACCUGGAGCCUGGAAUCGGGAGGCACACGCCGUACGCGAACCAGACAGACUACAGGAUAUUCGAGCUCAACAAGCGGUUACAGAACUGGACAGAGGACUGUGACAAUCUGUGGUGGGACGCCUUCACCACAGAGUUUUUUGAGGACGAUGCCAUGCUCACCAUCACUUUCUGCCUGGAGGAUGGGCCCAAACGUUACACCAUCGGGCGGACGUUGAUCCCGAGGUACUUCCGCAGCAUAUUUGAGGGGGGCGCCACUGAGCUGUACUAUGUCCUGAAGCAUCCGAAGGAGACCUAUCACAGCAAUUUCGUCUCACUGGACUGUGACCAGUGCACCAUGGUCACUCAGAAUGGCAAACCCAUGUUCACACAGGUAUGUGUGGAAGGCCGGCUCUACCUGGAGCUCAUGUUCGAUGACAUGAUGAGGAUCAAGACGUGGCACUUCAGCAUCCGGCAGCACCGAGAGCUGAUCCCCCGCAGCAUCCUAGCCAUGCAUGCCCAGGACCCUCAGAUGCUGGAGCAGCUCUCAAAGAACAUCACACGGUGCGGCCUGUCCAACUCCACACUCAACUACCUCCGACUGUGUGUCAUCUUGGAGCCCAUGCAGGAGCUGAUGUCCAGACACAAGACCUACAGUCUCAGCCCGCGCGACUGCCUCAAGACCUGCCUGUUCCAGAAGUGGCAGAGAAUGGUGGCCCCACCAGCGGAGCCGGCAAGGCAAGCGCCUAACAAGCGCAGGAAAAGGAAGAUGUCGGGGGGCAGCACCAUGAGCAGCGGGGGCGGACCCAACAGCAACAGCAACAGCAAAAAGAAAAGCCCAGCCAGCAGCUUCGCCCUCUCCAGCCAGGUACCUGACGUGAUGGUGGUGGGAGAGCCCACCCUAAUGGGCGGGGAGUUCGGGGACGAGGAUGAGCGGCUGAUCACACGUUUGGAGAACACGCAGUUCGACGCGGCCAACGGCAUUGAUGACGAGGACAGUUUCAACAACUCCCCCGCGCUGGGCGCCAACAGCCCCUGGAACAGCAAGGCGCCCUCCAGCCAGGAGAGCAAGAAUGACAACCCCACGUCGCAGUCAUCCCAGUGAAUCCAUGUGCUGAUGGGG
This is a messenger RNA of Megalops cyprinoides (Indo-Pacific tarpon), 1635 nucleotides long. RefSeq names its product LIM domain-binding protein 1. Gene Ontology annotation, cellular component: transcription regulator complex; nucleus. The record is from RefSeq and is a predicted model, not a curated record. Bases 490 to 1617 code for a protein of 375 amino acids. Gene Ontology annotation, molecular function: LIM domain binding. The transcript is spliced from 11 exons. Gene Ontology annotation, biological process: nervous system development; negative regulation of transcription by RNA polymerase II; positive regulation of transcription by RNA polymerase II. Lineage: Eukaryota; Metazoa; Chordata; Actinopteri; Elopiformes; Megalopidae.